AAUGUAAGCAUUUCAGUAAUAUAAGCUUUCAAAUUCUUAGUUAUUUCCUGUUACCUGAGAGUAUAUUGGUCAGUACUCUACUGACCUGCUGGUCGGACCUCAAUGACAAUGAAUUUCGCGAAAGGUCUCGUGUAUCAGUUUCUGCUGCUUGUGACCACGUGGCUGAAGUGUUGUGUCGAGUGGUUGCGGCGGGCCUUCACCGCGGUCCACCUAUGGGCCGCUCAUCCCAGAAUUCCUAGUGCAGAUGUCAAGGGAAACAGUGAGUCUGACUUGUGGCGGAGCGAUGCUUCCAUGAGGAUCUACUGCACGGAAGGCGGAGCCAUGGUCACGGUGCAGACGAGCACACACGCGUUCCACGUGGACCUCAGAAAGUUGUCAGACUGCAGCGAAUACUUCCGUGCCCUGUCCCAGUCCAGCAUGAGGGAGACCAGCGAGAAUCUCGUCUCCUUGGAACACAUUCCCUCUGCGGUCUUCCGCAGUUUGCUGGAGUUCACUUUCCUACAGCGCUUCCUGGUGUCUGAGGAAGACCUGGGGGUGCACAUCCAGAUGGGCUCUUACCUACUUGCUCGACCCUUCACCUCCCGGUGCCUGUCAGCCCUUGCUGGGGCCUUGAACCCAGAGAACUGCAGAGCCUACCUAGACUUCUCCCAGGAGAUUGGCUGCUUGGAGAUGCGAGACACGGUGUACGACUAUCUGAGCAGGAACCUCCUGGAGCUGUCCCAGCUGACACGGGGCCUGGGUGCCAAUGUUGAGAAGGAGCUUGUGCGCCUCCGUUCACAGGGUGAGCUCCGGCUCUGCAUGCUGAGGAAGGAGAGCCUGGUGUCCAGAGGUCCCGAUGCCGCUGCCGCCCACCACCUUCACGUCCUAGUAGGGUCCGACAACGAUGGGCACUGGCAUCAAGAGGCAGAGCUUCCCUUCACUGCGGACAAGUGGAGUUUCACCACCGCUGUCCUCUACAACUACCUAUACCUCAUCGGGGGGUACAGACACAUGACAAAGAGGGGAUACCAGUUCAAGAUGGCAUCCUUCCGUUACAACCCCUUCAAUCACAGCUGGGUAUCCACAGCACCUCUCAUUAAGCACAGACGUCACUUCAGCGCCGCCGCCUGCGAGGGCUACAUCUUUGCGGUGGGAGGAUGGUACCUUGACUCCCUGGUCGGACCCGACUCCACCACGGUGCUGUAUACCGCAGUGGAGCGCUACGACCCCUGGGCAGACACCUGGGCCUUUGUUGCAUCGCUGCCCCUCACGGACUUCCACUUCACCAUGUCCCUGUCCCACGACAUUCCCCUCACUGCUGCCCUUGACCACUGCAUCUAUGUCAUUGGCACCAUUCAGAGGACCGGAGAGACGCUUGUACUGCAGUACAAUGUAAAGAAAGAUACCUGGGCAGAGAUGCUUCCCACCCUGACCAGAGCGGAUGCCGAGAUCCCCAGCCUGUAUUUCCUGGGUGCGACAGACAGGCUCUACAUCAUCGGCGGGAACAACUCUGAGAACGUGGUAACGUCGUUUUGCGUGGGGUCCCUCCGUUGGGGGAGGGUGCGCUCCGCUGAGAAAAUGGCACUGGCCGGCCAGGGCACGGUCCUCGGCGUCGAUAUCUACAUGCCGGCUGUGGAGCGCAACGCCAUCAUCAGGAUGAACCUGCAUUCCCUGUCGGUUCACGAGCUCCCGCCGCUACCGCUUUCCACCAGCUAUGAGGCGCUCUUCCAUCUGUGCUUUAAGCAGGCUCCCCCAGGGGACCCAGAUGCCUUGGACACAUAUCCCAUAAAGAGACACUCACUGGAUGGAGGGCAGCGCCCCUUCUAGGUCUAAAUUAAUUAGGUGCGUG
Messenger RNA from Scleropages formosus (Asian bonytongue), 1828 nucleotides. RefSeq names its product kelch repeat and BTB domain-containing protein 11. The transcript has 4 exons. The record is from RefSeq and is a predicted model, not a curated record. NCBI's taxonomy places the organism in Eukaryota, Metazoa, Chordata, Actinopteri, Osteoglossiformes, Osteoglossidae. Bases 103 to 1806 code for a protein of 567 amino acids. Gene Ontology annotation, molecular function: protein binding.